UCCUCAGUGCAACGCCAACCAGCAGGCCGGACGGUACACAGAAGAGAACUUCAACGAAAACAAAACGAAAACAGAAAACAGAAACCAUGGACAGCAAGCAGCCUCCACCGUACAGCGAGCAGAGCGGAUUCACACCGGCGCAGACAUACCAGCCAGGUGGACCCACACAGCCGCCACUGUACCCACCCAUGCCACAGCCACCGCAGCAGUCCACGGUGAUAAUACAGACAACGACGACCUCGAAUCUGGUGCCAAUCGGCAGUGGGCCCACACGCAUACGCUGCCCCUCCUGCCACGCCGAGGUGCUGACCACCGUGAAGAGCACCCCCUCGGGACGCACCCACUGCUGGGCGAUGAUCCUGUGCCUGUUCAUCUGCUGGCCCUGCGUGUGCCUGCCCUACUGCAUGGACUCCUGUCAGAAUGCCAACCACUAUUGCCCCAACUGCAGCGCGUACAUUGGCACCUUUGAGAACUAAUGUUAAUUU
Drosophila guanche is the source of this 485-nucleotide messenger RNA. Its product is annotated as lipopolysaccharide-induced tumor necrosis factor-alpha factor homolog. The transcript is spliced from 2 exons. NCBI's taxonomy places the organism in Eukaryota, Metazoa, Arthropoda, Insecta, Diptera, Drosophilidae. Bases 87 to 476 code for a protein of 129 amino acids. Gene Ontology annotation, molecular function: zinc ion binding. The record is from RefSeq and is a predicted model, not a curated record.